Molecule: messenger RNA, 1466 nt
Organism: Empidonax traillii (willow flycatcher)
Lineage: Eukaryota; Metazoa; Chordata; Aves; Passeriformes; Tyrannidae
Gene: QRFPR
Product: pyroglutamylated RFamide peptide receptor
Exons: 6
Coding region: 135-1433 (432 amino acids)
Biological process (GO): G protein-coupled receptor signaling pathway
Cellular component (GO): membrane
Molecular function (GO): peptide binding; neuropeptide Y receptor activity
Source: RefSeq, a predicted model, not a curated record
GCGCGCCCCUACCUCCGCUGCACACUGCCGGGUCCGGGCCAGCUGAGCGCCGGAGGGCGGUGGUCCGGCGAUGGCGAGGCGCGGGCGGCGGCGCUGAGGCGGCUGAGGAGGGCGUCGGUGCCCGAGCGGGCGCGAUGCGGUCCCUGAACAUCACCCCGGAGCAGUUCGCGCAGCUCCUGCGGGACAACAACGUGACGCGGGAGCAGUUCAUCGCCCUCUACGGCCUGCAGCCUCUGGUGUACAUCCCAGAGCUGCCGGGGCGCACCAAGGUGGCCUUCGUCCUCAUCUGCGUACUUAUCUUCGCUCUGGCGCUCUUCGGCAACUGUCUGGUGCUCUAUGUGGUGACCCGCAGCAAAGCUAUGAGGACCGUCACCAACAUCUUCAUUUGCUCCCUGGCGCUCAGCGACCUCCUCAUCGCCUUCUUCUGCGUCCCCUUCACCAUGCUGCAGAACAUCUCCUCCAACUGGCUCGGCGGGGCCUUCGCUUGCAAGAUGGUGCCGUUUGUUCAGUCCACUGCCAUUGUCACUGAGAUCCUUACAAUGACCUGCAUUGCUGUGGAAAGACACCAGGGGAUUGUGCAUCCACUCAAAAUGAAGUGGCAGUACACCAAUAAAAGAGCUUUCACGAUGCUUGGCGUAGUGUGGUUGCUGGCUCUUGUUGUCGGCUCACCCAUGUGGCACGUGCAGCGGCUCGAGGUUAAAUAUGACUUUCUGUAUGAAAAAGUGUAUGUUUGUUGCUUGGAAGAAUGGGCCAGUCCGAUCUAUCAGAAGAUAUACACGACUUUUAUUCUUGUUAUACUCUUCCUUCUGCCACUGAUGCUGAUGCUUUGUUUGUACACCAAAAUUGGCUACGAGCUCUGGAUUAAGAAACGAGUGGGAGACGCUUCGGUUCUUCAAACCAUUCACGGGAGUGAAAUGUCCAAAAUAUCAAGGAAGAAGAAGCGGGCAAUUGUUAUGAUGGUGACAGUGGUGUUUCUCUUUGCAGUCUGUUGGGCCCCUUUCCACGUGAUUCACAUGAUGAUAGAAUACAGUAACUUUGAAAAGGAGUAUGACGGCGUGACGGUCAAAAUGACCUUUGCCAUCGUCCAGAUCAUAGGCUUCUUCAACUCUAUCUGCAACCCCAUUGUUUACGCUUUCAUGAACGAAAACUUCAAGAAGAACUUUCUGUCUGCCAUCUGCUUCUGCAUGGUGAAAGAGAAGGCAUCCCCAGGCAGGCAGCUUGGCAACUCGGGGAUCACUCUGAGGAGGCAGAAGCCCAGUGACUCCCAGAGAGACGCCGUGGACUCGGAUGAAGGCAGGAGGGAGGCGUUCAGCGACGGCAACAUCGAGGUGAAGUUCUGUGACCAGCCGGCUUCCAAAAGGCAUUUGAGGAGGCACCUGGUGUUGUUCAGCUCUGAGCUCACUGUGCAUUCCGCACUAGGAAAUGGACAGUAGAAUCACGGUGGUGGUGGUGGGGGGGUUGAGAAU